Molecule: messenger RNA, 2196 nt
Organism: Amblyraja radiata (thorny skate)
Lineage: Eukaryota; Metazoa; Chordata; Chondrichthyes; Rajiformes; Rajidae
Gene: akr1a1b
Product: aldo-keto reductase family 1, member A1b (aldehyde reductase)
Exons: 10
Coding region: 884-1864 (326 amino acids)
Biological process (GO): aldehyde catabolic process
Molecular function (GO): alcohol dehydrogenase (NADP+) activity
Source: RefSeq, a predicted model, not a curated record
GUCCCUCGGUGCGUCGAUGCCCCGCGCAGACCCUCAGUUCGUCGAUGCCCCGCGCAGACCCUCAGUUCGUCGAUGCUCCACCACAACACCUGCUCCUCUGCGCGCCGAUACAAACCAACCAACCCCCCCCUCCCCGACGACAACCUCUGCCCAUCCACGCUCCGAAACUCCGACGGCCCCAGCCCAUGACUCUCCGCCCGCAAACAACCAUUGUCCCUGUAACGCCUAAACGGCCACUCCACCUCUGCGCGUCGACGCCGCACAAAAUCCCAGCAACCGCCUACCCACUCCGCGUGCUCAGAGCCCGCCCCCCUCGCGCGCAGUCGCAGAAAGCCUCAGCGCGUCCCCGAGCCCAGCUAUUCUGACCCGAGACAGUGAACCGGAGGUGUUUGAUAAAUUAUAUAUUUUUUUGCCUUCCACCUCACUAAAAAGAAUAAAUAAAAGCAUUAUUUGCGCAUACUCGGCGAGCUGUUGACGAAGCGCAACCGGAAACCAUUUGACUGCCUGCGUGAGGAGGUUGCGUGGAGCAAGGAAGCGAUCGCCACCGGCAGACACACGGCAGUUCCAUCAUCGCAGCGAAGACUCUUUUUGUGUGCUUUCAACAUUUGAUGGUAGCUAUUUGAAGCUGUACAGUAAUUGGAUCGGUAAUCGUUACAAAAAUAAUUUGCCAAUAAGAAACAAAUGAAGACAAAAAAUCUAAAAUCUGCACAUCUUUGAAAUCUCUCCCGAAUAUUGUUUAUCCUGUAGAAGAGAUAAUUUGGAGGUUGGAAAUGUCGUUCAUUCAUGAGUGCUUCGUUUCAAUUUUUAAGGGCCAGCAUGCAAAAGAUUUUUAUCCAAUGUUUAUGGCCAAACCAAAUCUUCAGAAACUACUGUAAGGGCGAAAAUGUCUACUGCUAAUUAUGCUGUGCUCAAUACUGGACAGAAGAUGCCUCUCAUUGGGCUGGGGACAUGGAAGAGUGCGCCUGGUGAGGUAAAAACAGCUGUUGAGAAUGCUUUAAAGAUUGGUUAUCGUCAUGUGGACUGUGCUACAGUGUACAAUAAUGAGGAUGAAAUAGGAGACCUUUUUAAAGAGAUAAUUGGUGUUGACAAGAUGGUAAAACGUGAAGAACUUUUUGUAACCUCCAAGUUGUGGAAUACCAAGCAUCAUCCUGAAGAUGUGGAACCUGCCUGUCGUAAAUCUCUGGAAGACCUGAAGCUUACUUAUCUGGAUUUGUACCUCAUGCACUGGCCUUAUGCCUUUAAAAAAGGUGACAGCUGCUUUCCAAAGAAUCCUGAUGGCACAAUGCAAUAUGAUAAUAUUGAUUAUAAGGAAACUUGGAAAGCCAUGGAGAGAUUAGUAGAAAAGGGCUUGGUAAAAGCUAUUGGACUCUCGAAUUUCAACAGACAACAGAUUAAUGAUGUUAUCGCUGCAGCUACUAUUAAGCCUGCAGCGUUGCAGGUAGAAUGCCAUCCGUACUUAGCACAAAAUGAGCUGAUCGGACAUUGCCAGAAAUAUGGAAUAAUAGUUACAGCCUAUAGUCCGCUUGGUUCCUCUGAUCGCAUGUGGAAAGCCGCAGAUGAACCAGUUUUACUAGAAGAUGCUAAUAUUAAAACUAUUGCUAAUGAACAUGGGAAAUCACCUGCUCAAGUGUUGCUCAGGUGGCAGGUACAGCGUGGAGUUGUAGCCAUUCCCAAGAGUGUCAAUGCGGCACGAAUUGCACAGAACCUGCAGGUGUUUGAUUUUGCACUAACUGAAGACGAGAUGAAAACAGUUGGAAAUCUCAAUAGAAACUGGCGGUAUAUUGUUCCUAAGAUAGUGGUUGACAACAAAUCUGUAUUCAGAGACGCGCUGCAUCCUCAUUAUCCUUUCAACGAUCCAUACUAGUGACAGUGGGAUGAGCCAUUGCUGCCUUAGUGGUUUUAUUGUUGUAUAAAUCGAUUUUGCUGAUGAUAUUGAAUACUUCUCAUCAUUUAGAAACAGUAUUGGGUUGCUCUGUUAAAUGACUCCAUUAAAAAUGCUAAUAUUUGAUGGCAAAUAAAAUUAACUCUUGCAGAAGAUUAACCUUAGUUCAGAUCAUCCUUUUCUCAUUCUCCUUGAUUUGUCUUGUUUAGUUCGGUAUUCACCCAGCCCAACACAGUGUAUGUGUUUUUCUAUCUGUAGCUUUGAGGAGUGAAAAUGUACAUAUAAUCUGCAAUAAAAUAUAUAACUUCAAAAUA